This is a messenger RNA of Meloidogyne enterolobii, 1409 nucleotides long. The record is from the annotation of a GenBank genome assembly. NCBI's taxonomy places the organism in Eukaryota, Metazoa, Nematoda, Chromadorea, Rhabditida, Meloidogynidae.
CCAAUCAAUGCUUGUCUUUCUAAAAAAUUCUAAAAACUUUGACAAAAAUAAAUUAAAAGAAAUCCAUGCAAUUAGUCCAAAUAGACGGAGAUGCCGAUUUAACUAUUCACAAUAUUUCCAUACUCCCUUCAGAUCAGUGUGCAACAGAAGAACAAAGAGCAAAUGUAGGUUUUAUGUUUGGACGUUUAAACAAUGGAUGGACACAUGUAGCUAUUUAUGGAUUUGUUUAUCCAAUGCUUGUCCUUGUAAUGAUUGCACCUUUGAGUGCUGUCAUGCUCGGAAUGAGUAAACGUGAAAAACGUGAAGGAGAAUCUAGAUAUCCAAAUCCAUUAUAUCAAUUAAUUUCACUUUUAUGCUUUUGUGCCUGGAUGUCACUUUUGGCACCACUUCCAUUUAGCUGUUGGUAUUACGUUCUAGGUGACGGUCUUAGACAUAUGAAUCAAAGUAUAGCAAUGUGCCAUUUAUUUAGAAAUACAAUGGAAGUUAUCCCACACACAACAGAUACUUUAAUUACACUUUGCUCUGUAAUCCUUGCGGGAGCUAGAUUUUUAACUCAAUAUCAUCGAAACACUUUAAAAUUGAGAACUGUUGAACGUUUUUCUCGUGCCAUUUUGUUUGUUAUUUUGUUGAGUGUUAUUCUAGGAGGACUACGUUUCUUUGAACACGAUGUUGCACUUUACUCUCUUUGCAUGGAUACUGAGCCUGGACCAUAUUGGGCACGUAGAUGCAUGGUUACGGAUGGAUCAUUAGUCUCAUUUUUACGAUUAGGACGAGCAUUUUGGAAGAUUUUUUUGCCAUUAGCUGAUCUUUUUGCUCAAUUUAUUUUACCUGGAGCUGCUCUCAUUCUUAUUCAUAUUGGUUUCAAUAGAGAAAGGGUUAUAGACUGUCAGCCAGAUGAACAUAAUCGAUUUGGACGUUCCUUACGUGAUCAGACAAAAAUACUUAUAUAUGCCGUUACAAUAGCUUUCCUCGUUGUUCAAUUACCUACAAGUGCUGUUACUAUGCUAAGCCUUACUGUUACACAUUUUGGGACAAAUAAAUUUUUAACACUUCUUGCUAUUUUAUUUGGUCAUUUACAACCUUUAUUUUCUGCCGCCACCAUAAUUGCCAAUUGUGGCUGUGUUCUUACAGCUUAUUAUGUUAUUGUUAAAGAUGAUGAUUUAGAUAUAGAUCAUGAUCGUUCUGAGUCUUCUGUAGAUUUAGUUGUUAAUGAACAUUUACUUAGAAAUUACCUUUCUACUUCAUUCUCAUUUGAUAAUGCUUCAAUGUAUAGUUCGAGAAGGGGAAGUGAAUACCCCGAACAAAUGAUAUUUAUAAAUGCCCCUUCCUCUCAUUCACCAAUUCCACAUCAGAGUCGCUCAAAUACACCGAGGGAAUUGCAGUCAACUACUGCAUGCUCAGAUAAAUAA